AUGGUUGCAGAUGGACCCCAGUCGUGGGGUCCACUUGCAUCCAUGUUCAGAGAGCUUCAAGUCACGUAUGGCGUGGACAAGGCCGCUGUUCGUCGCCUUUGUGAGGCGGUUGGCACAUACGCGGAGCAGCAGACGGCUGAGCUGUGUGAGGAAGAGAGUGCACUGCGCCGGCAAUACGAGCGCCUGACAGAGGCACACAACCAGCUCACGGAGGACUUUGCACGCCUGGACAACGACCUGCAUGAUGCUCUUGCUUCAAAACAGAAGGCCGCAGAGUGCCAGGCCGACAACACACGUCUCCAUACCACGGUGGCCGAGCUGGAGGCGGAGGUGACGAAGCAGAAGCAGCGGCGCGCGGAGGUGCAGCAAGCACUGGAUGACGCAAAGAGGGAACAGGCGCAGCUGCAAGGACAGGUGAAGCGCCUGCAGACGGAGAGCGAGAGCCUGAGGACAGAGCUGAAGAUGUUUGAUGCAGACAGGGACCUACGCGCGCUGACUGUGAAACAGCUGGAAACAGAGCGAAACGACGCGGUGAGCUCCAUGACGAAAUUGGAGGCGGACCUUGCCAACGCAACAAAACGCAUCCAAUCUCUGGAGGACGAGCUGGUGCACAGAACGGAGGAGGGCGCCGCACAGGAGUUGCAAGUGCGAAACCUGGAGGAGGCAGUCAUGAUCCGCGACACAAAGAUCGACACGCUGACGUCAGAGAUGGACGAAGUGAAGACACUGCUGUCGUCGCUGGAGGGCUCAGACCAGGCCGGGCCCACGGGCUCUGUAUUGGACGAGAUUGAGGACCUGGUGCUGACGCAGAUACGCGAGGAGACGGGCGACAUUGAGGCGAACAACCGCAUGACGGUGGCGCUGCUGCAGCGGCUCCUGCCGAGCAUGGAGGAAACAAAGGUGGCCAGCAAGCCCAUCACGUCCGUGCCAGCUGAUGAUGACGAUGAUGAUGGCGAUGAUGGUGACAGUGACGGUGAUGAUGAUGGUGAUGAUGAUGAUGACAGUGGUUCCCAGGAUGAAGAAAUGUCGCUGGCAGAUGCCUUUGCGCGUGUUGGGGAAAUGCAUACGAGCGACGAUGGGGCUGAACUGGGGAAGAAGGGCGCUGAAGAUGAUGCAGUUGACAGCAGCGCCCCCGCACUGCCAUCCAAUGCACGCACAUCACCCGACCUGGAGCCGAGAAUACAACAACAACAACAACAACAACAACAACAACAACAACAACAACAACAACAACAACAACAACAACAACAACAACAACAACAACAACACCGACCGGCUGCUGCUGUGGCAAGUGAGGCCACGACCCAGCAGCAGGGAUCAUUGCACUCACAUGCAGAUAUCAAGGACGGCGACCGUGUACAUGGUGAUGGUGCCCUUGAUUUCAUUGAUGACAACAAUGAUGACGACGAUGAGGACAUGACACAAGUGAUCAUGAACAGCAGCAGCGCUGCCCGCCACACGCGUGAGAGCGACGGACGAAGCGAGGUGUGCAGUGACGGCCGAAGCGAGACGUCGAGCACGGCGAUGGAGGACAAGCUGAACCAGGUUCUGCGGGUGUACGCUGCAUCGACGCAGCACAUUGCUGGCGUGAAGAUUGUCACCCGCGAGACAGCGCAGGGAAUGUCCAUGCAGGAACUCAAGUCCACUGCGCACGUGUUGAAGGAGCUGAUUGCCGCGAGAAACAGGCUGCUGCUGCGCACACUUGCAGAGCGGGAACAGCUGAGAAAUGAGAUUCAUUUGAAGGAACGCGUGCUGAAACCCGUCCUUGAUAUCGCCCGUGCACAAGCAGCGGCAGCGUCCUCAUCUUCGUCAUCAUCAUCGCUGCCAUCAACACCCAUGAGCACGCGUGCAAGCCAACAACAGCAGCAGAAGGAUGGCCGUGGGGCCGUCAACACCUCACACCAAACACCAGGAGCAUCAUUGCCUGCCCGCACCACAGCCACCGCAAGCAACAACACCAACAACAACAACGCAGCCAACAACAACGGCAGCGGCAGCAAGGUACGGUCGCUUUUCUCUCCGUUUUCAUCGCAAUCGGCACCAGCAGCGUCCACGCCAACGCGGCGCGGUCUCGGGCUCAUUGCAUCGCUUUGGGGAUCAAAGAGCACAAAGGAGGGCACAGAACUCAACGUCUGA
Salpingoeca rosetta is the source of this 2136-nucleotide messenger RNA. RefSeq lists its product as uncharacterized. Bases 1 to 2136 code for a protein of 711 amino acids. The transcript is spliced from 3 exons. Lineage: Eukaryota; Choanoflagellata; Craspedida; Salpingoecidae. The record is from RefSeq and is a predicted model, not a curated record.